Molecule: messenger RNA, 354 nt
Organism: Dibothriocephalus latus
Lineage: Eukaryota; Metazoa; Platyhelminthes; Cestoda; Diphyllobothriidea; Diphyllobothriidae
Source: the annotation of a GenBank genome assembly
AUGAAUUGGAAGCGCCUUGAGGCUGGCCUCAUGGAGCCGCCCUUCACGCCCGAUAUUUUUUUUUUGCAUUUCUCCGACGUCAUCCAUGAUGUUGCUACAAUUGUCUUUCUACUUGACAGCCUUCUCGUGACUAUUUUAACCUCCCUCCCCCGUCCCUGCCUACAGCCCCACGCAGUGUACGCCAAAGACGUCCUCGAUAUUGAACAGUUCUCCACAGUGAGAGGCGUCAAGAUCGAGGCAGAGGACUACGCCUUCUACCGCAAAUUCUGCUCCGGUGCCGUCUCUAUCCCUUGGCAAAAUGAGGUAAGGGUUGUAUUGCCACGGCAGGUAAACUUUAUUUUCCGAGCCCGUUAA